Messenger RNA from Amoebophrya sp. A25, 5256 nucleotides. The record is from the annotation of a GenBank genome assembly. NCBI's taxonomy places the organism in Eukaryota, Dinophyceae, Syndiniales, Amoebophryaceae.
UUCGUCGCAAGAGAAAAAAUGGAGAGAUUCGACUCAGCGACAGAGUUUUCGUUGCUCGUCAAAAAGGAAAAGCGAGAAGAUGAGGUGUAGAAAAACCAAAAAGUCCUCAAAGUGUAGCAAGAUUCUUAGAAACGCAACUAAGUAUUAACUAUAAAUGAUAACUAUCCCGCCUACGUGUACGUGUACCUGUAAGUGUACGUAAAAAUAACAUCAACGUUCUCCCACAUCCACUAGAAGGUCUUCCACGACUCGAAGAUGGCUCAGCGAAAAUGACUGGUGAAGUCACCUGAUAAUGAAAGGAACAUGUCCGUUUGCGGACGGGCAGCAUGGGGGUCGAACGUCCGCUCUGUUCGGUCCGCCGCUUGUCUGGCCUUCAGACAGGUAGUGCUCAUCAGAAUCAGUUUUCUGCUGGUCUCUAUUCUUCGUAGUUUCAGUGUUCAUGUUGCUGCGCUGAGCCAAGCACCUCCAAGUCGGCAGACCGGGUGGUCGAGAUCGCCAUGGGCGGAAAGAGGAGAUAGUCAUGUCAGGGAAAAUGGUGACGAGGCGACGUCAUCUGGGGAACAAGAUGACGAAUUCGAAAUCGUCGAUCCGUCGUAUGAAUAUUCGACGUCGCGAGAAGAUCUCCUUUCAGCGGAAGAUCAUGACAUUCUCGAAGGAGAAGACUCUCCGUCCUCUGCAACCAGGACGACAGCCUCCGCAGAAACUACGAGCAGCGCGCCCUCAACAUCUCAUCAACAUCUGCUUAGACAUGCGGAGAGACCUCCACAAUCGCAAUUUCAGAUCGUGGAUGCGUCUGGGAAAGCGACAGGAGUGGAGGGCAUCUCGACAACGACGUCUAGCUCGAGCGGUGACGCGACAAGAACAACUACGGAAGAUUCAGCUCAACUAAAUACGGGAGCGGAGAAGGAGCGUCACCAAGAAGCACAAUCUGCUAGCAACGGUAUCGUGGGAAAGCUGCAGGGAGAGCGCACGACUCCACGAGCUGCAGGGAGAGCGCACGCCCAGAAAGCAGUGUCUGUAUCUGGGAGCGCGGAUCAUAGAGAAGAUGACGCCAGUUCUUUGAAUGCCGGUCCUUCUGCACUUCAUCAGCGAACGAGUGUUGAAUCAGAGAAAACGGAAAGUCAAGCGGAGGUCUUUUUGGAUUCUAGUGCAGAAGCUACGAAUACGACGAACAGCACUGCAGCUAAUGCUAUUGCUAAUGCUGCUCCAGGAGUAUUUAUUUUAGCCGUCUUCCUCUUCGUUGACUUGUACGAUUUUGAUUUUUACUUUGAAAGAAAGUAAAUGACAAUGACUCAGACUCAGUGCUCUCUCUUCUACUUCAGCUGUACCCUCUUCGUGAUUGGCACACUUCUCCCUCCAGGUGGUGACAAUUUCGGAUCCAACCACCACAUCAUUAAUCAGGCAGCCACCAUCUCCUACCCCGCUGGGAGCACGGUUUAUCAUCACGGUGGCUACACUCCGAUAACCGAAGGUGACCGAACGCAUGCGCAGCAUGUGAUCAAAUUUGCGCCGAUUAUUAAGGUGAACAGUGAUAAUGGCAAUCCUGGAGGCCGCGACAACAUGGCUGAGAUGAUGAAAAUGAUGAUGGACUCAGUGGGCAAUUCUCAGAUUACGGCUCUACAUUGACUCUAUUCAUCUUCCUUGUUGACUGCAUCCUUGACUCUACUUCAAGAGCUUUUUUUUUUGACCCGUGCAUUUUUUCCUUGGUACUCGUCAGGGAUGCAGCAGCUAUGUAGCUGCGAAAGCGAUGAAUUUUUAUUGGUCGUGGGUCUAAUCAGAGAGCCAGCCAAUUCUUCGCCAAUGCAGGCGCAGCCAACAACAACUAUCAGACGUGGGCUAGUCAACAACAGUCAUCCCAUCAAAACCAGAAAUUGCUGGAUGAAGUCCACCGUUUAGAAUCGAAAAUCCAGACAAUGCGAGACGAUUUGAGGCGUCAACAGACAGGAGCACAAUUAUAUGGCGGCUAUAGUGGAUAUCAGAAUCAAUACAACUACAACAUUAAGGCUAGAAGACACUCAAUCCAUCUUGACACUCACAGGCAUCCUGAGACCGUUUUCAAGGGGAAAAGGUCUUCGGAUGCGUCUCGUCAAGAAGAUGGAUCUUUCUUAGUUCUUCUAACAAGGAUCAAGGAACAGGUGGCGUUGGUACGACUCGGGGAAUUUACAACAACAAUCUUCCGGGGGGAGGAGGAGGGCAAGGAUCUACUUCAACUGGGGGAACAAUAGGACCAAACACAGGCUCCGCAGACAAGAGGACGAUUCUAAGAACCAACGCUGUGAUCCAGAGUACCGUAAGCAAAGCCCUCCAACAGAGCAACGCAAUGCCACCAGACUGUGUCUACCAAUGGCAACGUGCUAGUGUAUACUCAGCGAAGGCGAACGAACUCGCCAACAAUUAAGGCUAGAAGACAUCCAUCUACUUGUUUACGGGCAUCUUGGUCCCGUUUCUAAAGGGAAAAGGGGACCCAAGAUGCUACUGACGAUCAUGGACUUCUCUUAGUUCUAAAACAAGUACGACGACGAGAAGGCUACGUCAGAUCCCGCUCAGCAACAACUCCUUCUACAGGCAUCUGAGAUGACGCACUUGGCAUUGACGUACAUGAAACAUGCGAUUGCGUGUGUUAAUUACUCCACCUCAACGUCAAACGCGGGUAUGGGAAUGGCCGGCGGAGCUGUACCAACCGCACCUGCUGGAGGAGGUAAUCCUGCGUACAAUAACAACUACGGUGCACCAGCUGCAGGUGGAGCAGCUGCAGGUUCUCCUUACAACUCUUAUCAACCUCCUCCGACCUAUAAUCAGAUGAAUUAUCCACCAGCAGGAGGAGCUCCUUAUCCAGCAGCACCUCAAGUACCUGGUACUAUGAUGCCUCCUGGAGUCGGAGGUGCUCCUCCAUACGGAAUGUUAAGGCUAAGUAUACAUAAAUAGAUAAUUCAUCUUUAUUCGGAGGUGCUUCCUUGAACAAAUGUAUGGGCGAGUAUUCUCGUGCUAUUGCUAUACUCUUCAAGGAUGCAGUAGAAAGAGGAACUACGGAGAGCUCUAAGAAUAAAUCCAGCAUACCCAACUGGUGGUGGAGGUGUCAUGCCAGCGCAGUCACCUGGCGGAAUACCGUCUCAAGUCCCUGGAGCAGGCAUGUCAUCUCUCGGACCUGCAUCUUCGACAACUGAUGCGUAUGGGUACUUGAAAUCUUGGAAAUCAUCUAAGAAGCUACACUCUAGGAAUUUGAAGUGACAACGUUCCCAUUUUUGCUGGAUGUGGAUGAGCUUGUGGUUCCUCUUCAUGAAAGCUGUUGUAGUUUUUACCUCUGUCACGUAGAUGUCCUAUCGGUAUUCCUUCAAGCAAAACACUUAAAUGUCUGCUCCCGGUCUUUGGUAUAGCCUGAAUUUGAUCAUAUUAUGGGAAAACAAGAAGAGAACCCUCGUGAUCAAAUUCAGGUUCUUACCAAAUACCGUGGCCAUUCAUUAAAGACGUUUUUCUUUUUCACUCCACCAAGUCGUGCAAGUUCUGAUCCUUCUCUCCACUUCACCCAACUACAGCAACACCGUCGCAGUGUUACCUCCAUCAGUUCAGGCGGAUCCUAUCAGGCUGGCUGCAGAGGAGGAAAGUGGGGCCUUGUGGUCUAUUUUAUCUCGAUUCUGGUACAAGUUGACUUACUGGAUCGGCAACGUGGACACACCUACACAGGAGAAACAAGCCUACAAUGCGGAGCUGUCUAAUCUGGAGAUGCUGAAUCAAGAGAAAUUAUGUUCUUGUUCGGUUGAUGUGCAUGUGGAUGUUCUUGGACCUAAUAAAGAUUAACUAAUCCACUAUCGUCUAGAACAACUGCAUUAUGUUCUUGUUCCGUUGAUGUGCAUGUGGAUUUUGUUAUAAUUUUGGAUAGCGCCACCUUCGUAAGCAUUUGGCAAGUUCAGAACUUGGUCAAUCAUGUCAAAUAAAAUUUAAUCGAAGAAUCAAUAGUCCUUUUCUUCAACUUCAAGGAGAAAAGGGAAGGAAGUAGACUAAAAGUGUGUACAAAUUUGUCGGGCUGCGACAUAAAACACAACAACUUGCGCCACCUCUUGCUAGGCACAUUCAAUAUGAUGAAUUCUCGUUCAAUAUGAUGAAUCCAGCCUUAACGUUCCGUAUGGAGGAGCACCUCCGACUCCAGGAAGCAUCCUCAUUCAAUAUGAUGAACCAACGAGGACGUACCAGAUACUAUCACCAUCCUCGUCCUCCUCUAAGAACCGACUCCGGCAUGUCACCGCGCAGUGACGAUGAAAUUGUCCGAGACAUUAUUUCCACGCAACAGGGUCUUAUGAUCCUACAUGACGCUGCUCUUCAAGCAGAAGUUCAUGUUGUGCGCAAAUGUGGGUGGUAUUUCCUGUUCCUCAUGGCCUUACUCUUUGCUGCCGGCACCAGUUACUACUCGCAUUACAGAUACAACUCCUGGUUUGCGGUAUUUUUGCCUUUGCUAGCUUGCUGCUGCUUCCUGAUACCGAUUCCACCGUUCCUAGGAGGUGCUUUUCAACAAGAACGUGGUGGUGGAGGUGAUGGGAACAACUUCUUCGAAGGUGGUCGAGGAUUAGAUGAUCCUAAUAUGGGUAGUACUAUGGCGGGAGGAGGAAAUGAUUACGGAGGUGGAGGAGGCGAUCAACUAGGUGAUGGUGGGUAUGAUGAUCAAGAAAACAUAGGAGGAGAUGUUAGAGGUCGUGGAUAUUAGCAUUCCAAUCAAGAUAGACUCAGAUGAUGUGAAAACAUUUUUAUCACACGCUGCAAUAGAUUUAGAUACUUCUUAGUCGUUAUGAUGAAAUUAAUCCCUCAUGAUCUUGUUGAUCAUUCUGUAAUCUUCCCUUAUUCUUAACCAUGAUUCGCUUAAUAAAUGAACUUUUUUCUCCUCAACAUUUCAAAUGAACUACUAUUCAAAUAUCGUGAAAACGAACCUUCUAGUUCCGAGAAUACAGAUGCUUAGCAUGAAGAUGAACAACUUGAACAAGAACGCAUCGUAUAUUGCAAAGCAAGACGAUUUUGAUCGAACUUAUCUCAAUUUUUAAUGCCGAAGAAAAUGCACCGCAAGUUUAGUCAUCCUUCAACAUUGCGCAGGUUGCUGUAAUAAGUAAAUCUAAAUAUUUGUCAAAACUUUAAUAUUAUAGUGCUGUAAAAACAGUAUCAGUAACAGGUUGUAAACUCUAGCACAGGACAGUCAGAGAAUUGCUACGGCCCUACUUGCCGCAUGACGGGGUUGAUGUUCUCAACAACGAUGCAUAGAAUGGCGAGUGCCCG